Messenger RNA from Musca domestica (house fly), 5146 nucleotides. RefSeq lists its product as uncharacterized. Gene Ontology annotation, molecular function: ADP binding; protein binding. Bases 312 to 4826 code for a protein of 1504 amino acids. Lineage: Eukaryota; Metazoa; Arthropoda; Insecta; Diptera; Muscidae. The record is from RefSeq and is a predicted model, not a curated record. The transcript has 11 exons.
UCACAUGUGAAUCUCGGUUUCGUUCGUUUAUUGCCAAGUUCAUUAACCUUUUGCUUUGUUAGCACCAUCCCAUCUAAACACUUGUUGUCUGGUUGUGUUUAUUUCUCUAUUUUGUUUACUUCUACCGGCGGCCCAUCGAUUCCUACGCUUGUCUACUUCAUACACUCAGUACUCAUUUCACUCUGCAUCUCGAUGUUUUACGUUACAAUUUGUUUAUAAUAAAUAACCACAAUAUGUUAUAGAAUGUAAAAAGAGAUUUGCAACCACACGGAAAAUUUUUCCAUUAUGUUAACUUUAGCAAUUCCCCCAAAAUGAGCUUCCACAGUCGCAGUUCUAGUGAAAUAGACGCCAUACCAUAUGGUGAGAUCCUGCAGAUAUGUAUCAAGGAUUUUGAAAAAGAUUUCGAUUUUGCCGAUGUCAAGGAAAAAGUACGUGAUUGUUUCACAAAAACGGAGUUGGACUAUAUAGAAAAGGCGACAGGCAAAGAACAAAUUCAACAUCUUAUAUGGGUCUUGGUUGCCAAACCCGAUGAGAUAAUAACACAAUUUCUCGAUGGCAUUGUCUAUGACUAUAAGUGGAUUGUGGAAAAAAUUCAAAGUGAAGUUACAAAUCAUAGCGAUAAAACAGAAUUGUAUUUGGAAAAAUUACGUGCCAUACAGAGCAAGAAUGAAGCGCACACUCAGUACAAUGUACAUCGCACAAAGCCUUUUAUGGCACUAGGGCGAAAACUUCGCCUUUUGAAUCCGAAAAAAACCUACAACAGUGUUGUGCUCUUGGGCGAUCUGGGCAGUGGUAAAAAAUGGCUGGCAAUCGAUGUGUGCUCCGAUUUCAGGGUCAUGAAACACAUGGGCUUUAACAUAUUCUGGAUUGAUUGUAUUUAUUGUACAAACCCUGAAGAGGAUUACAAUGCCCUCAAACAGCUGAUGUUCAAAUUAAAUCCCGACUUUAAUUUCAAUGAGAUUCAAUGCGCCAAUAUUAAAGAUAAAAUCUCAACACUUCAAGUUAAAAUUAAACACUUGCUGGAAUCGAAAGAAUACAAAAAGUGCCUGCUCGUGCUGGCCAAUGUGCAAAAUACCAAAGCCGAGUCCGUUUUCAAAUUGGAUUGUAAACGCUUGAUAAUAACUCGCAAUCAGAAAAUCUAUGAUACUCUGCCAGAUAAAGUGAAUUUGAAAAUGAAAUUAACCGAAGGUUUGACAUUGAUGGAAUUCCACACGUUACUCGAUAAAUAUAUACGAAAAUAUAAAUGGCGUGAAGUGAAUCCCGAAUAUGCCAGUGAUAUUUACUAUGCCAGCAAUGCCGAUCCCUAUAUUUUGAGCAUAAUUGCCAGGCAAUUGCAAUAUAAACGUUCCAAUUGGGAUGAAUGGAAAAAGAAUUUGGAUACAUUACAAAUACCCGAUGAAAAAUUUCGACGUGAUAUAGAAAAUUCGUUACAGCUAUUAACACCGGAGCAAUUGCAAUUGUAUGCCACAUUAUCAAUAUUUCCACAUUGUGCCAAAAUACCAGUCAAGCUUUUGGCCAACCUGUGGCAAAAAAAUCUCUCCGAUACGGAAAAAAUCAUAGAAAAGCUCCACAGUAAAUCGUUUCUUGAAAAGGAAUUAUUGAGUGAUGAUGAUACCACAGUCUGUAGCUUACGUUAUAUCUACAGUUCGUACAUUAAAAACUGUCCCAGCAUUCAAAAUCUUAUCAAUGCCCAGCAAUUGCAUCGUGCCGUAAUCGAUUAUUACAAGGUUGAAGAACAUUUGGAUAUACGCAUAGAUGUGGACUUGUAUUUUGCUCCCGAACAUGAUAACUAUUUCUUUCAAUGUCUGGGCUAUCAUUUGUACGGUGCCAAUUAUAUCAACCUUUUCCAGCGCCUUUAUAUGGAUUUUGGAUUUUUAGGACAAAAAAUGCGCCAUGUAGGUCUGGCCAAUACAAUUGCCGAUCUGAAAUACUAUAAAAAAGAAAUAACCUUGAAUUGUACAUCGAAUAUCAUGGACAAACUGAUUACAUUCUUGGCCAAAGUGGAGGAGAAACUUUUGCAUGCGCCCGACUGUUGUCUACUACAAUAUGCCUUAUUGGCUAAUGAAGAGAUGAUCAGGCAAUUGGCCUCAAAGCAAAUAAGUCAAUUUCCAAGGAGAAUGUGGUUCGAGGAAACAGGCCGUUUCCAUCAGCGCCGUUUUAUACAUAAACUACACAGCAGCUGUAAAAUUAUACGCAUUUUGGACAGUGACAUUUGCAUAGUCGUUCUGCAUAACAAUGAAACGCAUCUGGUGGAUAUAUCGUUGGACACUUUGUGUUCCAAUGUGCAGUUGAUAAGGGAAUCGCCUGUCAAUAUUAUUGAUAUUAAACCCUUUAACGAUGCCAAUCACCUGUUGACUCUUGACUCAAAGGGCCAGCUGAAAUUGUGGAAAAUCUAUGAUGAAAAACGCCGCAUGAUUGCCCAGCGCCGUAAUUCGGCGAGCAAGUUUAAUCUGGGCGAAUACAAGUUUUGUCGUCAACAAAUUGCCAGCUGUACUUUUCAGCAGUGCAUAAACGAUGACAUUAUGGGCUUGAGGCAUAUAGUGGCCUUCUAUAUGGAAUCGCCGGACAAUAAGCUGCACGUGGCUUUGGACAAUGGUGACAUUAUUGUAUUCGAUUGGACACAUGAAGAAUUUAGAACCAAUCACUUCUAUGUGCCCUUCAAAACAGACAUUGUGGACAUCAAGUGUAUUUGCAAAAUCAAUUGCACCCAUUAUAUGAUCCUACAUGGCAGCACUGAAACCCCGGUAGAUAUAACUUUUAUAAAUUUACGCAAUACUGGAAAGGAGAAUAUAAAUUUCGAUUGGCCACGUGUCCUUAAGAAUUUUAUCUACUACGAAGUGUGUGGCGAUUGCAUUUUGAUGGUCUAUCAAAAUGCCAUAGUUCGCUUGAGUCCCAGUUUUUAUCCCGGCUAUGUGGGCGGAAGCAUCGAGGUGCUUUUCGAGGACAAUAACUUCAAUAUCAACUGUGCCAAAUACUCAUUGAAAUACAACUAUUUGAUGGUGGGUUCCAAUCCGGGUCUUCAUGUUUUCGAUCUAUCCAAGCCGGUCAAAGUGCUGGAGAGUAUUGUCAGUGAGAACGUCACCUCCAUUGAUAUUUACGAUUUGGACGAUGAGGAGUACAAGUGUAUGGUUACAUGUGGCAUAGAAAGGAAAACGAUAAUCUAUUUACUGGGUCUAUGCAAGGCAGCGGAUAAAUUGGAUUGGCAGCACAACCGCGCACACAGCAAUCAAUUGGUGGGCGAACAACGGAGCGCCAUACGUUUUAAGGGUAAACGUAUGUUCGAUGUUGCCACAUAUGGCGGCCAGAGCUACCUCUAUGCCAUUGAUAGCGAAAAUAGAAUCCAUCAGAUAUCAACAUCCGAUGCGAAGAACUGGAAUAUCCUUAAGAUACCCAAUCUAACACUGCCACAAAUAACUGCCAUUUGUUGCCAAGGCGACAAGGCUUUUGUUGCCAUCAAAAGCCAAGGUAUUUACGAUUUACAUCAACACAAAUACGUCGGAGAAUUGCAAAAGUCAGUAGUUGUAAAUAAUCUUAGAUUAAUUCAUGGUGACACCCUAAUCGCCACCUCCGACUCAAACACUCAUAUAAUUAUUCUAAAUAAUAAUAGUGGACUUUGUCAGCAGAGAAUCGACUUUGUGGCGAAAUUUUGCUAUGCGUUUUUGGAUAACCAUUACAUGUUGGUAAAUGCAUUUGGCAGCAUUGUGUUCGUAGCCAGAGAUUUGAAGCAUUUCAAUAUUGGAACUGAAGCUUUAAAUGGUUUGGCCGAUUGCGAUCUAAAAGCUGGCAUGGUUUUCCUGGGUUUUAAGGAUUUCCAGGUGGAGAUUUACGCCCUGCGCGCCAAUGGAUCAAAUGUCGAGUGUAAAUCACUGUAUUCACAUCAAGAAAGUAACUGCCAAAUAACAUGUUUAACUGCCUCAUCCAAUGGCAAAUUGUUUGCCGUGGGAUUGAAUACAUCACCACAAGCCCAAACCUCUGAACAUUGUAUGAUGCCCAACCAUGACUUAAAAACUGCCAACAACAAUACGCCUGUAUCUUGCGGUGACAUCAAUGUCUAUAAACUCAACAACACAGAUGAUAAGUUUACGGCUGACAAAAUAUUCUGCCUAAAAUCGCAUACCAGUCCCGUUCACGAUUUGCAUUUUUCACCACAAGCUGAUGUACUUGUUAGCGUGUCGGGACAAAUAUGCUUUUGGAACAUAUCUUAUGUACUCAACAACCCCUUGACUGCCAAUACUAAAAAAAGACAUAGCUCUAGAUUUUCAUCACAAAGAAGUGCCGAAGAGGUUGAUGCCACCCAUGUGCUGACCCGUAAUCGCAAUAUGAAGGCGGUAUUCCGUAGUGAAAUGAAAAAAUCAUUUUGUAAAAGUUUGUCUUUGCAAGCUUCUUCGUUUGAUUCGGAUGGCAACAGUGAUGGCGAAGUCUUCGAAUCGGAGGUAAAACAGAUGCAACAGCAGCAGCAAACCGAAGAAAGUUUUUGGCAAUAUCUAACAGGGCCAGAGGAUAAGGCCGAAUUAUUGUCAUGUUAUAAACUGGAUGGUAACGAGGCCAUGCAGUUGUUCGCAAACCACGACUUUAGCCAAUUCUAUACCAUAGAUGACGAGGGCGUCUAUUAUAAUUUAAAUAUCAUUCAACAACCCAGCAAAUCUCCCAUACUCAAAGAAGAUUCUCCAGAUACAGUUGAUUUGGGUGAUUAUUCUUCGAGAUCUGGCAGUGAGGCGUCUGCCGAUACAGAGAAUGGUAACACACUUUACAAAGACAUGGAUCGCCGUUUAUCGUUGUCAUCGUCUGCGUCGGGCCGCGAUGUCGUCGACAAUUACCAAGCAUGACAACCAAUGCCGACAACGGCGGCCCACCCCAGCACCAAACAGUCCAGUACUUAUGCUCUCCUUCUUCAAGACUAUUCUAGUUGUAUACAAAACAUGUUAACGUCCUUUUUAAUUAUUUUAUGUAUUUUGUUAUUAUUUAGUCAUUUCUUUGAUUGUGCAUUUUUUAUGUGAAUAUUUUAAGCGUUAUUAAGAAACACAAACACCCACUCAAAUCUAGUAAGCAUAAAGUAAAAGCAAGCAAUCAAAAAUAUUCUAAAAAUAUAUAUAUUAUAUUGUAAAUGAUAAUUUACAAUUAAAUAAUCAUUAAAUUUAUACAAAAA